AUGAAGCUGUUCAUCGUCUUGGCAGUGGCCAUCGCCGUGUCGUCCGGAGCACCCGCCGAGGAGUCCAAGAAGGACAAACGCGGAAUCAUCGAAAUCGGCCACAACUUCCACUACGAGGAACCGUCGCUGGUGUACGAGCAGCACCACGCCGUUCCGGUGACCGUCGAGAAGCACGUCCCCGUGGCGGUGAAGGUCCCCUAUCCGGUCCACGUGGAGAAGCACGUGCCCGUCAUCGUGGAGAAGAAAGUUCCCGUGUACGUUGAGAAGAAGGUUCAUGUGGCUGUUGAUCGCCCUGUGCCUUAUCCCGUCGAGGUGAACGUUCCGGUGCUGCACAAGAAGAUCGUCGAGGUGGCCAAGCCCUACCCGGUGUACGUGGAGCAGGCGCGUCCGGUCGUCGUGAAGGACGAUCACUACUACGGUGGACAGUUCUACAAGAAGCCGUACUGGGGUUGAGUGAAUCGGUUUGGUUUGACUUGAUAAAUUAUG
Messenger RNA from Culex pipiens pallens (northern house mosquito), 486 nucleotides. RefSeq lists its product as uncharacterized. The coding region runs from base 1 to 453 and encodes 150 amino acids. The record is from RefSeq and is a predicted model, not a curated record. The transcript has 2 exons. NCBI's taxonomy places the organism in Eukaryota, Metazoa, Arthropoda, Insecta, Diptera, Culicidae.